Molecule: messenger RNA, 5629 nt
Organism: Aplysia californica (California sea hare)
Lineage: Eukaryota; Metazoa; Mollusca; Gastropoda; Aplysiida; Aplysiidae
Product: serine-rich adhesin for platelets
Biological process (GO): actin cytoskeleton organization; regulation of Rho protein signal transduction
Molecular function (GO): GTPase activator activity
Source: RefSeq, a predicted model, not a curated record
GUGUGUUAUUGACGUUAUUACGUGUGUCAUUGACGUAAUCACGUGUGUCAUUGACGUAAUCAUGUGGGUUAUUGACGUAAUCACGUGUGUUAUUGACGUUAUCACGUGUGUUAUUGACGUUAUUACGUGUGUCAUUGACGUAAUCACGUGUGUCAUUGACGUAAUCAUGUGGGUUAUUGACGUAAUCACGUGUGUUAUUGACGUUAUCACGUGUGUUAUUGACGUUAUCACAUUGUUAGCUUCCUUCCGCUUAAAGAAGACAUUAUACAGAAAAGGGAAAAAAAAACAAGUGUAACAUGACGUCAUAGAUGACCAUGGCGCCCGGUUCGCUCAGUCGGUAGAGUAUCAGACGUUUGCUAAAACAGCACUGGGACAUGGGUGGCUGGUGUGUCUAUAAAUAGAUUAUUGCUGGUCAAGGUCUAAGGUAACCAAGUGUAGAAAAGAAUAAAACAACAAGCGUAGAACUAGUUCGAUACUCUCUGUUCGGUCGCGAGAAAUGUCAAACGAUACCGGUGCCUGUUCUCGACGUGCCAUGUCGCAUUCCGUGAGGGGGAAAAACAGGCCGCGUGUAUGCAGCAAGUGUCUAGAUAAAAGGUUGAUGUUAGUGUUUUAUCUCCGAGCUGGCGGAAUGUCAGUGAGUGGUGGUGUCCAUCUUGUGUCCUCAUUACUAUCUCCGUCAUUUAGCGCAAAGAUUUAUCUACGGCUACCAGCGAACUAUAAGAUCUAGAUUUCUCACAAGGACUGUGGAUUUCCUCCUUCUGAAGUCUGUGAUUGGUUGAGACGAACAAGAAGAAACCUGGCUGUGGUUUAUGGCGGACGUGUCUGUUGAUGAACUGUUCGCUGAUUAUGGCAUUGCGAUGUGACGACGCCAUCUUAUCGCAGGAAGUGCUUUUGUUUUCUUCCGGUUCACGGAGGUCAUCUAGACCGAGGACAAUAUGUCAUCCACCAGCCGCCCAGUGUGUCCGCCACCACUCUCCUUGAAAUAUUGCUAACCCGUUUGUCAAAGUGAUCCUAACCCAUUCGCCGAAGCGGUUCCUGUCAUAUUAUUUGCCGAAGGGUUGCCCUAACAUGGUAUCCGGAUUUUGGUAAAGCGACUCAUUGUCCAGCCCUCGUGCGUGCACAAUGAGUCUCCUGCCGUGCCCCCACGACCCACGCCCUCUACUCACCGGCCCCGCUCUACAGCACCAGACGACAGGGGCUCGUAACUUCCGCCGAGUGCUGCCCCCGCCUCAGUCGCCCUCUGUCGGCGGGAUUGGUGGGGGGUUGGUGGGUGCUCGCCGGGCCGUGGUGUCUGACAGCACUUCGGACUACGACAAUGUAGGGCCAGUCUCACGGCUGAGCUGUGUCCUGGAAGAGGGGAAGAUUGAGGAAGAAGAAGAGGAGGAGGAAGAAGAUGAGGUAAAGGAGGAAAAUCAAAAGAAAGGAGAAGAAAAAUUGAAGUUGAAGAAAAAAGCGGAAGUGAUCCGGGAACAUGGGGAGGAGAAGAAGGAAGAAAAUGAAGAAAGAAAGAAAGGAGAAGAGGGAGAAAAUGGAGGAAACCACGAGAUCGUCAAUGGGAAAGACAAUUCCGAGGAGAAUGCAGAUGAACAAGGGGAGACAAUCAAUCCCAAGUCAGUGGAGAAUGUCUCGUCCGCAGUUGAGCGCCCGCUUCGCAAAGUGAACGAUAACUGCCCCGCCCCGCAGGAGGGGGUCAAUAGAGAGAGCGAGGAGGAGGAACGGGGGGAGGAGGGAAAAACCCACCGUGACAGCGCAGAGAUUGUAGUUAAUGGACGCGCAGCUCUCUCGUUCAAGGAGGGGGCGGGCCAUGUCCCGACUCACGUGGACACAGAGCAGAGUGUCCCCCGCGCGGGGAGGAGCGGCUCGCACGUGCAGCGGGCGCCACAAGACGGCGGUGGUGAGUCGCAGAGCGUGGCGGUCUCGCCGAUUGUGGUGCUAGGGAGGAGUGAACCCUUCUCCUCCGCCGCUACUGGUUCGCUGUGUGAAGAAGGAGCCGAUGCUCACUCGCUUGUGAACUCACGCGCGCAGUUUGACUCGAGAUCUCAUCCCGUGAGCAUCAUGGGGAACAAUAACUCAUCACGGCAGCAGCACCAGCAAAAACAGAAGAAACAACAACAACAACAAAAACAACAACAACUCUCCUCAGAUAAUCCGUGGGAGAAGACGCCAAUCAUCCUGGACACGUAUGAAGAAAUCCCCGCGGAGAAAGUUUCUCAUCACAAUCAGAAAACUAUCGCGAGAGCUGAGGAGGAUUUUUCUUCUGUUCGGGCUUCCAAUGGUUCGACGUUGUCGUUUCAGUCAUGCUCGUCCGCCUCCGAUUUCACGCGUGAGAGAACAACGAAAAUAAACGAUAAUGGGAGCGUUGAUGAGGAUAAAGAGGAGAAGGAUAGCACGACAGAGAGAGACGACGACGACAGCCAGAAGGAGAAGAGAGGAUCCCGGGCCGAUAGCCUGGACAGUAUGACGUCACUGUCCAACAUGUGUAAGUUUGUCUCUAAGAGGAACCACGUAUCUUCUUCCCAAAAAAUCGACAAAGUUGAUUCGUUUUCGUCUUGUAGAAGCCACGUUAGUCAGAUUCCCGUGGUGACGGAUGGCCACCGCAGCUCGACACCCGCCACAGGACACACCCCGGGACACACCCCAGGACACACCCCAGGACACACCCCAGGACACACCCCAGGACACACCCCAGGAGACACCCCAGGACACACCCCGGGCCGGCGGUCUCCUAUAGCGAACAGUGUCCCCGCUCUGGAGAGCUCCCACAGCGGAGAUAAAAGAGCGUCCUCGGAAAGUGGUGCGCCCGUCUGGGCCAGUCAUGGGCCCCGAACUAUCACUCAUCCGACAGUGGAGGUCUCCAAUAGCCCCCGGAGCCCUCCAGGCGACUGCGCCCUCUCAUCAUCCCGCCCGACCUCGGUGACUUAUCAGGGGCGGGGGAUGGCGACGCCAAAAACGACUUCAGAUAACGCGCCGACCGCCCGUGGCCCCGCCAAGGUCGAGGAGAUCCUAUCUCCGACCACGACACAAAACACAAGGAUGUGUACGUCCGUGGCUGUGGCCACAACUACACCGCCCUCCCCGCCCUCCCCGCCCGCCUUAUCUACCACCACCACCACCACCAAUCAAACAAGCAUUGUGAAGCCUGGCUCGCCAACACCAACGCCCCAUCUUGUCACCAGCUCACAUGUCCACGGCGCCCGAGAUAAACGAGUCAUGUUUUCCCCGCCAGCCACGGACCCUCACCAUCUCAACGGUUUUCCUCGAAAGGACCCCCCGGAAGAACCGGUUUAUGCAGAAAUAAAAAAACUGGAUUCCGAUGAACCGGAUUACGCGGAGGUCCAAAAACCUAAGCAGAAAUCGGUGCACAGAUCUGAGGCGAGUGACGUCACGACACCUGCUGGGAUUCCCAGGACAUGUUCUGGCCUCUUUGGUGCCGGAGUUCCUUCCGCUGGGGCCAGGGAUCAGAGGCUCCUCCAUGUACACCACCCCCCGCCCCCCGCUGGACCACCAGUAGCGACCUCUGUCCGUGACGUCACUCACACAAUGGGGCACGCAGACUCCAAACCGUCGCCGCCGCUGCCGCCCAGACUGCCCCCUGUUGUUCUCACCAGAUCCGAGUCCACAGGUUGCCGAGGUGGCCGCUUUACCCAAGACCGGGCUCCUACUACUAAAUGCUUGACGUCGGACACAAGGAGCUACUCUCUGGACUCUGCCCCCAAACCUGCCGUCGUGCCGCCGAGUGCUUAUCUACAGGAACGUCAUUCAGAACCUCGCGAGAUCGUCGCUAGUGACAGUUACAACAGCAGACAGCCGCUGCCGUGUCGAGUUAUCAGAGAGGUUUCGCACGACAACGCGCAGGACGAUUACGACAGCUACGAGGACGAAGUCACGCUCCCCAGCAAAGUUCUCGUGAGGUGCGAGAUGAAAAGGUCGACCACGUCAGUCGGUAGUUUCUCUCACGCUGGCCCGCUAGGUGGCGCUAGCAGCAGCAAGAUGGCGCGCUCGGCCAGCAGUAACGGUUACGACUACUUCAGUCUGGGCCGUCGACCACCGCGCCGGCUGGCACCCCAGACUCUGCGAGACUUCCGCGGCGUGGGCCUCAGUCUGGACAUGUUGCUCCGCACCAGACGUCAGAGCUCGCUGGACAGUGGUCAGUCUCCCGGCGACAGUGACACAGACGGUCUGAGCGUGGAGGACAUCCUCAAGUCGUGCAGCGACUAUGACGUCAACAGUGACCCGUUCUACAGGAGCAGGACUGGGUCAGACAUCGCCUCCCAGUCCCCGCUCCGGUACAUGGCCAUGGUUGGGGUCAGCGCGUCCCACGGGGAUGACCUAGACCACAAGGCUCGCGCCAAGCACGCCAGGGUCGUGACCUUCCAGUCUCCGGUCCAGGAGAGGAAAGGCAUGAGAGCGCGAAGCGGCGAUGACGUCAGAGUGUCCCCAGGUGGUCACCAACACACUAGGAGUGACAGUGACGACAAUCUGGUCAUCAGAAACGCCAGCAGGAGUGGCGGUAUUCUACGCUGCGGGAGCCCUAGCUCCACCAGCAACAGCAAAAACAACAGCAACAACAGCAACUGCAACAACAACAACCAUAUCAUGUUCGGGGGAACAAGCUCUCCCAUAUCCCCACGACCCGGGUCCUCUCUCCGCGCGAGCAGUUCGUCACCCCCAGUGAGCAAAGCCACUCACGUGACCCCCACAGGAACGGCUCACUUCGGGCCUAGAGUGGUCCAGAACUCCCCCCAGUCGCCGACGUCUCAACGAGCCCAGACGUGGAAACCUGUUGCCCCCAGCUCUCAUUCCACCAACGUCAUCUGCUCCUACGACGCGCCGAAACAACAACUGGUCAUUUCCUCACCAGUGAAGACAGUAGCGGUCAACACUGACCACAGCCCUCGUGCCAUAUCCGUAGAAAGAGACUCGGACACUUCUUCAACGCUGCCCCCUCGGGGAAGUGACUCCACACACACAGCAGACGGUGCUAACCACUCUACCACAACCACCACCAGUAACGGCGACAGAAGCAGCACAACUGUGAGAACACAGCUCGCCUCAAAUUCCUCCUCCUUUCCCUCCCCCUCCACCAGAUCUCCAACUUCGCCUCCCACGUCUUUACAGAUUUCGAGAACAAACUCGGGAGGAGGAGCCACUCUGUCCCGUACCCAAAGACCAAAAUGGGCUUCGCCAUCGCCAUCAUCAUCAUCAUCAUCAUCAUCAUCAUCAUCAUCAUCAUCAUCAUCAUCUUCGUCCUCCUCGUCUUCUUCCACUUUCGACUCCGGACUUCACAAACAUUUCGCUGCAUCUCGAGACUCCGCUCAGAGAGGUUCCAACAUUCCUGGGAAUUCCUCACCACAGAAUUUCGCUUUGGCCAGGAGCACCAAUACCCCCUCCCCCCUCUCCCCUACCCGGCCCGCGUCCACGUCUCAGGACAGUGGCUACCACGGAGUAUCGGUCAGCUCGUCGGAGGCUGACCCCCGGAGUCCCGUGUCUUCCCUCAGCCCCAUCUCCUCGCCAUCCCGCGGAUCUAGCCCCGGCCCUGUCAUGGCCUCUCUCUCCGUGGAUAUUUCCGCGGACACCUCUAGUGAGGGACGGUCCUCCCCGGCACCCAAGUCUCCCAACCAGCUGGCCA